This is a messenger RNA of Dovyalis caffra, 972 nucleotides long. NCBI's taxonomy places the organism in Eukaryota, Viridiplantae, Streptophyta, Magnoliopsida, Malpighiales, Salicaceae. The record is from the annotation of a GenBank genome assembly.
AUGAACAACAACAACUCUAGCUCUUCAACUUCAACAGUAGGGGCAGGAGCGAAUCCUGGUGGUCCUGCUCAAUCGAUGGCUACACCAUCAUCUUCAGCAGCAGCAGCUACAGGGACAACAACAGCAACUAGCAGUGAUGGGUCGGGCAAGAAAAUUAGGAAACCUUAUACAAUUACCAAGUCUCGUGAGAGUUGGACUGAAGAAGAGCAUGACAAGUUUCUUGAAGCACUUCAAUUGUUUGAUCGUGACUGGAAAAAGAUUGAAGAUUUUGUGGGUUCAAAGACGGUGAUCCAGAUUCGGAGUCAUGCACAGAAAUACUUUUUGAAGGUCCAAAAGAAUGGGACAAUUGCACAUGUGCCUCCUCCUCGCCCUAAACGCAAAGCUUCUCAUCCUUACCCGCAGAAGGCAUCGAAAAACGUUUUAGUGCCACUCCCAGCAUCCAUGGCUUACCCUUCAUCAAUGAAUACCUUUGCACCGGGAUAUGCUCCAUGGGAUGAAACUUCAUUGUUAAUAAACUCCGCAACAAGCACAAUCAUGCCAUCGCAAGAUGAACUUAGCAAUCUUCACAGAGCUGAAGGUGAGAUUAUUUCUACUAGAGGGAACUUUCCAGCACUUCUUAUGGCAUGCAACGUUACUGAUUCAGCUGAUAUUGGACCAAAGGGUGUGUCAAGGGUUAGUAACAAUAAUGUCAGUGGCCUUGGGACCUCAAGUAGAACAUUGCCGAGCGCUGAGAUGCCAAAGCAAGGGAAGCAAGCACCUAUGCUUCACGGUAUACCAGAUUUUGCGGAAGUAUAUGGCUUCAUUGGAAGUGUCUUUGAUCCAGACAUGAAAGGGCAUGUGAAAAAGCUCAAGGAAAUGGAUCCUAUAAAUUUUGAAACUGUUUUGUUAUUGAUGAGGAACCUUACUGUUAACCUGUCCAGCCCUGAUUUUGAGCCAAUUGUAAGUAUUAAUGCUGUGUGUGUUUGUUCAUAG